This is a messenger RNA of Nanorana parkeri, 1333 nucleotides long. Its product is annotated as probable G-protein coupled receptor 34. The record is from RefSeq and is a predicted model, not a curated record. The transcript is spliced from 2 exons. The coding region runs from base 149 to 1318 and encodes 389 amino acids. Lineage: Eukaryota; Metazoa; Chordata; Amphibia; Anura; Dicroglossidae. Gene Ontology annotation, molecular function: G protein-coupled purinergic nucleotide receptor activity. Gene Ontology annotation, biological process: G protein-coupled receptor signaling pathway. Gene Ontology annotation, cellular component: membrane.
UACACAGCAUAUUUGAGCAGUAUGAAGAAGGAAGCAGAUACCACAAAGUACAACAUGAUUUUCACAUGACUGUGGACUUGUACAAAGUAAAACGGAAAAGCUGCCUGAAGGUCUACGUAUCUGAAUUAUCAGCAUAUAAGGUAGAAAAAUGCAUCUUACAUCAAACUCUUGGGUCUUGACGCCUAUAAAUGAGAACUACCUUGUGGAUAAUUUCACCAAACACUCCAUUAACUCCACUUCAAUAGACAAUUCUUCAACGUGCUCAAUAGAUGAAACAUCACUUGGUGUUGCUUUAGUGGUUUUCUAUUCUUUCAUUUUUAUUGUGGGAUUGUUAGGCAACAUGUUGGCCUUAUACGUGUUUCUGUGCAUCCACAACAAAAGAAACUCUGUACAAAUUUACCUCCUCAACGCAGCAAUAGCUGACCUGCUACUGAUUUUCUGUCUUCCAUUCCGAAUAAUGUAUCACAUCACCCAAGAGUGGAAACUGGGAAUUGUACUCUGUAAAGUUGUUGGCAACUUAUUCUACAUGAACAUGUAUAUUAGUAUUGUCCUUUUGGGUCUCAUAAGUAUGGAUCGCUAUGUAAAAGUUAAGAGGUCACAGCGAAGCCGGAACGUUUCAAGGAGGAAAUGCAGUAUUCAGAUCUGCUGCAGCUUGUGGGCAGUAGCCAUUUUGUCAGGCAUCUUUCAUAUUGCAACACAGUCAAUUAAGGACCAAUCAAGUGACAAUGUUUGCUUUCAGUAUACAAAAAGGACAGAUGCAAUUUGGCAAGCAGCAUUUAAUUACUUUAUUGUACUGAUCUUCUGGAUAGUAUUUAUUAUGCUGAUCCUGUCAUAUGUGAAGAUAGGCAAGAACCUACGCAAGAUUUCCAGGGAGCGUGCCUACCUACCAAAUGCUGGAAAAUAUUACAUCACAGCUUACAAGUCAUUUUUUGUACUCUUCAUCUUUACCCUGUGCUUUGUACCUUAUCACACCUUUAGGAUUGUUUAUAUUACAACACAGCUGCAAAAUAUCUCAUGUUAUUGGAUUGAGAGAGUUCACAAAGCAAAUGAGAUCACACUGGCGUUGUCGGCUUUCAAUAGCUGCCUGGACCCGAUCAUGUAUUUCCUAUUGUCUAGCAGUGUCCGUAAAACAGUGUUUCGCCUGCUUUGUAAAAGCAGCCGGGAAAGUAGCAGGAGUGAAAGCAACACAUCAGACCUGCAUCACGGAUAUACUCUACCUGACAGUGUGCCCACUGUAUAUUCUCAGACUGCCACUCCUCUUAAUCAACGAAGAAUUAUCACAAAGAAAAAAGAGAAGAUAUGCAUCAAAAAAAUCUGAAUUUAAAAAAAAAAG